AUGGCAGAGCACCGAUGCAGAAUAUCAUUUUCUACCGCCAGGUCCCCGGUGCCAUUGGACAUCUUCUCCUGCUCCUUGUCGCCUUUGUCCACCGAAGACGAGCUCCUCCUCACAGAUGGUGUGUCCUACAACUACAAUGGCUGUCCCAUCCCUCCUGCGGCACUGAAGACCCUUCUCAAGAACCCCAAGGUGGCAAGCGAGAGCGAGGCCACUGAUGCGGACAUCGAUGCCGGCCAUGUUUCUGGCAUCUUCUUUGUCUCCGAGAGAGACGACGACCUAGAGACAUUGUACAUCGCCUUGCGCUUCAAUGCCGACGGCAAAGUCAAGAUCUUUUCCCUUGCCGACAUCUUCGGUACUGCCGACUUCAGUGGCAUUCGCCUUGAGAACAGUUGUUCCAUUGGCGGCGGCUACAGUAUGGGGUCUCGAACCAUCGACCACUCUCUCAUCUAUGUCUCCACAAAGGAGCCGGUACAUAAACGCCACAGCCCUGGGACGGCUGUGUACAAAACUAAUCUUAGAACAGGCAAGACGGAGCGGCUCACCCCACGAGGGAUGUUUGAUUUGAGCCCAGCCGUGUCCCCAUCGGGGAAGAAGGUGGCAGUGGCGUCAUUUCGAUGGAAUAGAUGGGAUGGCGAGGUCGAGAAACUGGAGACUGACAUCUGCGUGAUGAACGUGGAUAGGGAGGAGUGUCGUGGCCUUGGGCGCAGCCUAAUCAUCAGGGACGGUGGAUGGCCAUCCUGGGGUAGCGACAACAUCAUUUUCUUCCAUCGAGGCGUCAAAAAAUUCUCCGAGGGCAUGGGUGAAACAUCUUGGGCCGUCUUCCGGUACAACAUCAGCACCAAGGAGACCAUGCUGGUGACUCCACAUGGGUUGGACGCGGUGACUCCGGCUGCCAUCAGCGACACUAAGGUGGCGGUGGCAACCAUCCGCCAGGAGCCCCUGAUUGGCGAUGCCAGCGUGGAUGUGCAGUACCGGCACAUCGAGAUUUUCGACACGAGUACGGCCGAGCUGCCGCCGGUGUGCAUCACCCAAGCGAUGAGGCCAAAAUGCGACCACUACAACCCCUUCGUGCUGGACGGUGGGGGCCUCAUUGGAUACCAUCGCUGCGUGAGUGAUCAACUGCAACAUGGAGACCGCACCCAUCGGAAUUUGUUUCAGCCGGAGUCUCCGGUGAAUGACGUCGGCUUGCAUUGUUUGUCUGUCAUCUCCCCCGGCCGAUACACGCUUGCAUUCAUCAACAAUGAAUUCAAUGAGGUGUGUGUCGCCGAUAGCCAAGGGUUGCGCCUCAUAUACAAGAAAAGGGGCCUGAAUAGCAUUUUAGCCGCUGUGUGGAACCAGAACCCUAUGAAUGACACCCUGUACAUCUGCGUCGGCACAUCCUUCAGCACCGACAUCGACAUGCCACUGGAGAUCUACUGUAUCAUGAACGCCUCUGCUCAACCGAGGUAUCUAAAAGUCAGCAGGUUAACUAACGGAGAGUUCAACAACGCGUUCCCGUCGAGCAAACCGCAGGGAAACAAAUUAGUCUUCCGGUCGACAAGAGAUGGGGGCAAGAAGAAGCACAAGAACCUGUACAUAAUGGAGGACGCAUCGUGUGGGGAAUAUGGAGAAGGCACAAUGACGCGGUUGACGAUGGGGCCAUGGACAGACACGCACUGCAUGUGGUCCCCGCAAGGGGACUGGAUAGUCUUCUCGUCGACGUGCGACAAGCCCUACGACGCCGCCAAGGUGGAUAACAGCCUGGACCCGGGGCACUUCUCCGUGUUCCUAGUGAAUCUGCAGGACCCAAUGGUGGUGAUCAGGGUGAUGAACAGUGACGGUCACAUACACCGCCCAGUGUUCAGUCCGGACAUGAGGAGUAUCGCUGUGACGGCGGACCUCGCAGCAGUGUCCGUUGAACCGAUAUCGCUGCCCAGGUACUCACACCCACUGCGUUCCUACGGCAACAUUUCCGUGGUGGACAUCGACACAAAGGAUCUGAUGGAGAAAAAAUACAUCAAAGGACCCAGGUAUUUACACCCAAUGUGUUCCAAUGUCUUCGUGGUGGACAUGGAGCCAGAGAAUCUGACGAAGACCGAACACCUAGGACCCAGGCCAGGGGCUAGGAAAUAUUUUCUGCUGCCUACCGCGCUCUAUUGA
This is a messenger RNA of Triticum dicoccoides, 2139 nucleotides long. RefSeq lists its product as uncharacterized. Bases 1 to 2139 code for a protein of 712 amino acids. The record is from RefSeq and is a predicted model, not a curated record. NCBI's taxonomy places the organism in Eukaryota, Viridiplantae, Streptophyta, Magnoliopsida, Poales, Poaceae. The transcript is spliced from 2 exons.